CACGGCUUCUCACAUGCUUAUCGCAGUCACAGUUACAAAUACUCCGACAGAUUCUUUUGACAGCGGCUUAGGGAAACGGUGAACAUGCCUCUUAUACAUUAACAGCUAGCUCUGUUGGUAAAUCGCGCGUUGGGAAAUCGUUAGCAGCAGCGGCGCUAUGUCUGGAGAACACGAGCCACCCCCACCGGGAGCUGACGAUGAGCCGAAGGCUCCAGGAUUGGAGGACUCCUCACAUGACGUAGGGCAGGUAGCUACGACGGACGCUGGUGCUGCCGAUCCCGCCGCAUAUGCCGCGUAUGGCUAUCCUCCGGGUUAUGCGCCCUCCUACUCUGACUACUACAACUCGGCGUACUACUACUCGGCGUAUUCAGGUUACCCCGGCUAUGCAGCAUACGACUAUUACGGAGCAGCAGCAGCACCGGCUGUUCCAGACACGAGCGCAAGCGUGAAAGCGGUGGUCAAUUCUGCGGUGCCGGUUCAGGUUGUACCGCUCAAACCGACAGCAACCAAGGCGGGAGCAAGUAAGGGCAAGGCGGCUGAGAAGGAUGGAAGCGCGGCAAAGCCUGCAGCUCCAGCAGCAGAGAAAAAUGGAAGCACGGCAUCAGCUGGGGCGCGCAAAGCAGAGGCGGCAGCAGCUGAGAUGGCGGAGGAUGAGGACGACGAUGCGAUGGCGCUGCCGCCGCCGUCAGAGCCGAAGCCCUCUGCCGCGGCGGCGGCUGCUAUCAUUUCGCACGAGGAGGAGCUAACGGAGUUUCAGCGCAAGAUGUUGGAGCUCAUGGAGAAGAAAAAGGAGGAGGCGGAGCGAAAGACCAAAAAGCCCGUCGCGCCCACGCUGCACACCCUCCGGGGCGCACGUCUCGCCAUGAAUCCUGGCUCAGCCACUGGCCCCGGCACAGCCACAACCUCCGGGCCCGCGUCCCGCACGGCUGGUGCCGACGGCAGCGGCCGACCCGGCGGGUCGGUGCUUGCAGCCUUCACAGAGGACGCCCCUCAGCCCAAGGGCGAGGGAGCCGCUGCAGCUUCCAGCAAAAAGCACGCUAUCGGCGGCCUGACAGGCCUCAACCUUGCCAUGUCAGGCUCCGUUCCGACGUUCGACGGCCCGACGCCGGCAGAGCUCAAGUACGGCAGGCCGCGCAGUCGCUCGCCGCCCCCGCGCGGCCGGAGCCACAGCCCUCGAGGCAGGAGCUGGAGCCGUGGGCGGAGCUACAGUCGCAGUCGUAGCAGAGGCCGUGGGCGAAGCUACAGCCGCAGCAGGAGUCCUCCGGGGUACAGGGGCCGGAGCAGGAGCUAUAGCCGCAGCCCGAGGCGUAACGAUGGUUACGGUUACCGUGGCAGAGGGCGCGGGGAGUUCCGAGGCCGCGGCGGCUGGCGGGGCCGUGGGGGCUACGAGGGCCGCGGGCGAGGACGCGGCGGACCCUGGCGAGGACGCAGCGCUAGCCGCUCCCCAAGCCGCAGUCGCAGCCCCCGCGGGCGCAGCGGCAGCCGCAGCCCAGCCCCCGGCCCAGCACGCCGCAGUCCACAGCCCCGGGAGGGCCCGCCGGGACCUGGCGGCCCGCGCUGGGAGGGCGGCGGCCGGCAGCCCAACCGCAGCCCCUCGCCGGGCGGCAGUGGCAGCCCGCGGCGUCGGGAUGAGGGGCCCGGAGAGGAGGGCUUCAGGCCGCGUGAGGCGAGGUUCCGCCGCCGCAGCGACGACAGCGGCGGCUAUGACGGACCUCCCAGCAGCUACCGUGGACGCGGUGGUCGCGGCGGGCCGUGGCAAGGCCGGGGCCGCGGAGGAAGAGGUGGCGGUGACUGGCCGCCGUACGAUUCACGUGAUCAACCGUACGACAGCUACGAUGAGGGCCCCUCCGGGCCCGGCUCCAGCCGCGGUGGACGUGGCAGCGGCGGCGGUGGGUUCUAUGCCCGUGGUGGCGGCCGUGGUGGCAGGCCUUACGCGGAGGGCGACGAGGCGGACUACUACGAGGGCGGCGGAUACCGGGGCCGGGGUCGUGGGCCGCCGGCUGGGGGCAGAGAGGCGUUCUAUGGGCGCGGCGGCCGGGGGCGGCAUCCAGGGAGAGAUGGGCGUCCGUACGAACAUGACGACCGGCGCUACGACGAUGAUCACGAGUACGGCCGCGGCGGUGGAUGGUACGAUCGCGACCGCGGUGCUGCUGCCGCUGCGCCCCCGGAGGAGCGCUGGCGGCCGGAGGUGCCUCCUGAGCUGGAGGGGCCUCCGCCGCCGCCGUCAUCAGGCCCGCGGGAACGUGGCGGCAAGGCCGCCGCUGCUGGGCCAGGUCCAGGGGCGGGUGCUGCGGCUGCGCCGGCGGCAGCGGCGCUUGACCGGCGGCCGUCUGCUGCGGCAGCGGCGAUGGCGGCGGAGGAGGAGGGGGCGGAAGCAGAGCGGCGGCGCGCAGAGGUGGCGAGGAAGGCCGCGGCUGCCCGGGAGGCCGCUGAGAAGAGCGCGUACGACUUCAUGAAUGAGUUUGACGAGCUGGAUCGGAUUGAUACGGCAGCUAUCCUUCCGGCAGUUGCGGCCGCGGCAACGGCGCCGCCACCGCCGCAGCAACAGCAGGAGCCGGCGCAGCCGCGGCUGCCUGCUGACGCCAGCGCUCUCAGGGAAGAGGCGGGGGCGCGGGGCGGCGAACGAGCUGGCAGCAGGGGCAUGGAGGUGGAUGCUGUGGUCUCAGGAGCAGAUGUUGGUGCGGGUGGCGGAGGAGGCGAUGCGGAGGGCGGCGAGGUGACGGAUGGCGAGGGCGAGGGCGCAGGGGCGGAGGCGAAGGCACAUAAGAAAAAGCAUAAGAAGAAGCAUAAGAAGGAGAAAGACAAGGAGAAGAAGGAAAAGAAAGAGAAGAAGAAACGCGAAAAGGAGCGUGCCGGCGGUGGCGGAGGCGAGGAGGAGGAGGGCUUGCCGUACAAGGGCGACGCCGGCGGCGGGCCGUCCGAGGGCGCAGGCCGGAGGUACGGCCAGGGUCCGGACCAGUCGCCGUACUAUGAAGGGGCGCCAGCGGAUCGAGGCGGCGGCGGCGGCCCAGGGCCCCGUGGCGAGUACGACCGACCUGGUAGCGACGUCGAGGAGGGCAACCGGGGGCGUUACGGUGGUGCGGGCGGUCCAAGCCCUGGCUACGAUGAUGGCGGCGGCCGGGGCCGAGGCGGCUACCGGGGCCGAGGCGGGUACGGCGGCGGCCGAGGCGAAUACUAUGAUGGCGAUCGAGGGGAUGGCGGCGGUGGUCGUGGCGAGUACGGUUUCCGAGGGCGAGGCCGCGGGGACUUCCCACCAGGCGGGUACCGCGGGAGGGGACGCGGCGGCCGGUACGGCAGCGGUGACUACUACGAUGACUUUGACCGGCCUAUCAAACGACCACGGCACGACGGCGACGAGCCCUCACAGGGUGGUCCUGACCGACGACCCACGGGUCGUGGAGGCGGCGGCUGGUACGACGACCGUCCCGGCGACGAUGGCGACGAGCCCGGUCACGACAACGGUGGUAGGCCCGGCGGGCGUCCGCCACGUCGCUUCAGCCCUGGCGGCCGCUCCCUCUCUCCUCCGCCUCCACAGCGGCGGCGGCCCUCCCGCUCCCGGUCCCCAGGGCCAGGUCGCGGUCGGCCCCGAGGCGGCGGAGGCGGCGGCGGUCCGCCUCGUGGUCGCUUCGAGUGGCGCUCCCGCUCCCCACGCUCCCGCUCCCCGUCACGUGGGUACUCCCGCUCCCCGCCGCCGCCACGCAGCCGGGGAGGGCCGCCGCCGUACCGAGGCGGUGGCGGACCUCCGCGUUCCCGCUCUCCGCGCCCUUACCGCGGAGGCUCUCGCUCCCCCCGUUCACGCUCGCCUCACUCGCGCUCGCCGCCGCCGCGGCGCGGCGGCUCCCGAGGCCCCGCCGACAGUGGCGACGCCGCCGCCGCUGAGGCCCGCAACAAGGAGGACAUGGCGGCGGAGUUGGCGCGGGCAGCGGAGCUGGCGCGCGCCGCAUCUCAGUUGGCGGCGGGCCUGACGGUGCCCAUUCCCACCAUGCCCGCGGCGCCCAACCAGCAGCAGCUCUCGCGGCAUGCGCGGCGGAUCUACGUGGGUGGGCUGCCAGGCGGCAUGUCGGAGGUGAACCUCACGCAGUUCUUCAACAGCGUGAUGAUGGCGGCGGGCGCGGUGACGCAGCCGGGCCCGCCCAUCAUGUCGUGCUACAUGAACAACGAGAAGCGCUUUGCGUUCCUGGAGUUCAGGUCCGUGGAGGAGACCUCCAACGCCAUGGCCUUUGACGGCGUGCAGUGCCAGGGCGAGACGCUCAAGGUGCGCCGCCCGCACGACUACAACCCCGCCGCCGCCAAGCUGCUGGGCCCCACCGAGCCCUCCCCGCGCAUCAACCUGGCGCUGCUGGGGGUGGUCAACACGCUGGUGGAGGACGGACCUAACAAGGUGUUUGUGGGCGGACUGCCGGGGUACUUGUCGGAGGAACAGGUGCGGCAAAUCCUGCAAGCCUUCGGCCCGCUGCGCGCCUUUAACCUGGUGACGGACCGCGAUACGGGCGCCUCCAAGGGCUACGGAUUCUGCGAGUACGCCGACCCCAGCAUCACCGAUGCGGCCAUCCAGGGCCUGUCAGCGCUCAUCAUUGCCGGCAAGCCGCUCACCGUGCGCCGCGCCAACACCUCUGGAGAGGCCUCCCUCACGCUGCAGGCCCUCAUUCAGCAGCAGCAAGCGUCCCUCGCAACAGGCGCGACGCCGCCGGGCGCAGCUGCCGCCGCGGCGCAAGCAGUGGCGGCGCUCAACGCCGCCACGGCGGCGGCGGCGGCAGCCGCCGCCUCCAUCGGCACGGGCGCUGCGGCGGCGGCGGCGGCGCCCCCUCCGGCCCCACCUCCGUCAGGCCCGACUGUGGUCCGCCUCUCCAACAUGGUCUCCCGGGAGGACCUGGUGGACGACGGCGAGUAUGCAGAUCUGGUGGAGGACGUGACGCAGGAGGUGGCAAAGUACGGCAAGCUGGUGGGGGUGGAGAUUCCGCGGCCGGCUGGGGCUGAUGGUGGGGGUGAAGAUCCGCCGGGCGUGGGGUUUGUGUUCCUGUGCUAUGAGGACCCAGCAGGCGCGAAGCGGGCGCAGGUGGCGCUGAAUGGACGGAAGUUUGGGGAUAACCUGGCUGAGGCGACGUUUUACGAUCGGGCGAGAUAUGACGCGAAGGAUUUGGCGUGAGGCCAUACUAGGAUGUUGUGGGUAGGAAUGGGUGGGUGAAGAUGACUUCGGGUGUUCAAGCACGGUGUUACGGCAGCGGCGGGUGUCGUGGUUAAGGAACAGGGUGCUCAACGGUUGGAUUUGUAAAAGUGAAGGAAAGAAGGAUGUGGGUGCUGGCUUCCCGGCAUGGACUGUGCGGCCUGCGAGCAGGUGGCCGCCUACAAAGCUUGGAGGGUGCGACCCCAAGCAAUGUGUAAGAUCGGUGGUUGAUGACAAAGACAUGUUGUGUCGCACUCUUGGAUGGCCAAAUUGUAAAAUUGCUGAAUGAAACAAUUCCAAUGCACGCUUUAAUAACGUCCUGUAUCUUGAUGUGCUUUAUCCAAGAAGGAUAAGUCUGCAUAUUAAUCAGCUUCGGUGCCUGAUUAGCCGGAUCAACGUUGCAUAAGCGCUAUGGGAUGUCCAAGCUAUCGGCUUUUCAUGUUACUUCACUGCUAGCAGUAUCGCAUGCGAUCGCUGUCGGAGUCUUCCUGCAUGGAUUUCUAUUGACGCGCCUCGAACUGCCGAAUAUCAGCAACUGCCAAGAUGGGGAGCUAUCUAUUUUUCCAGACGCUACAGAGUCUGCAAAGGCUCUUGGGACCAGAAAUUACGGGUGCUGGUCUGAGCCGGCCUUCGACCGCGCCAUCAUUGUAAUCAUUGACGCGCUUCGAUACGACUUUGUCUUUGGCGACAAUGGCACAAGCCACAUGCCAAAGCUGUUGGGUCUCUUGGAAGAUGCGGGAGAUGCUGGUGCCGCCUUCAAAUUUGUCGCCGACACGCCAACUAUCACCAUCAGCAGGCUUAAGGCCAUCCUUACGGGUGGCCUGCCCACGUUCCUGGACAUCGGUCAGAGCUUCUCCGCAGCCGCCCUGACCGAGGACAACCUGCUGUGGCAGAUGCGCGCCCAGGGCCUCAGAGUGGUUGUGAUGGGGGACGACACCUGGGCGCAACUGGCCCCGCCCUCCGCCUACACCGCCUGCCACCCCUUCCCGGCAUUCGACGUAAAGGACCUCCACACAGUGGAUGACGGCGUGUGGCGGCACCUGCUGCCCUACCUCCACCCGCCGCACAACGCCGCCACCAACACCCCCGGCGCUGGAGGGCCCCAGCAGGGCCCUCCUGAGCCCGCCUCUGGCCCUGUCGUCACUGCUGCCGAGGAGGACGCUGCCUCCGGCCGCCACCUCCCGCAGCAACGGCAGCACCGCCAACAACAUCAACACCAGCCACAACAUACCCAGCAGCAGCACAAGCCCCAGCGGCCCCCCUCCCCUUCCUCCUCCCCUUCCUCCUCCUCCUCCCCCUCCCGGUGGGACCCCGGGUGGGAGGUGCUGGUGGCGCACUACCUGGGGGUGGACCACGCGGGGCACACGUACGGCGGCAGCAGCGGCGAAAUGUACGACAAACUGCGUCAGAUGGACGAGCAGGUCUCUGUGGUGGCGGAGGCGUUGCUAGCGGGAGCGACGCCGGCAGGAAC
This is a messenger RNA of Astrephomene gubernaculifera, 6635 nucleotides long. The record is from the annotation of a GenBank genome assembly. NCBI's taxonomy places the organism in Eukaryota, Viridiplantae, Chlorophyta, Chlorophyceae, Chlamydomonadales, Astrephomenaceae.